Molecule: messenger RNA, 2607 nt
Organism: Puntigrus tetrazona (Sumatra barb)
Lineage: Eukaryota; Metazoa; Chordata; Actinopteri; Cypriniformes; Cyprinidae
Gene: spint1b
Product: serine peptidase inhibitor, Kunitz type 1 b
Exons: 10
Coding region: 204-1700 (498 amino acids)
Molecular function (GO): serine-type endopeptidase inhibitor activity; protein binding
Source: RefSeq, a predicted model, not a curated record
ACAACACACCUGAGCUCGGAAGCGGUUAGAAAUCAAAUGAUUUGUGUUGCUCUUGACAGCUUUCGACAGGGAACUCUUUGAACAUUUUUUACAGGAAACAAAGCUAAGCGACUGGUCUAAAUUUAUACCAGUCAGUUUGCCUGACUAAAGUGGAUAGAAAGAAAUAUAUACCUCACACCAGGUUGCUUUUAAAUUAAGUCAAGAUGGACUCGUUGCGUUUUCUUUUCUUUUUGGUCUUUAUUGUCGGUGUUCAUGGCGGAGAAACACAGAGUGGUACAGUGGACAAACUCGCAUCAGCACAGGGUCAGUGUGCUUUCAGGUCCGGUCGGGAAAACUUUGUUCUCGUCACGGAAGAGUCGAUUAAGGAUGGGGCCGUUUUCCUGGCGAACUCGAGUGUCGCGCACAGGAACGCGUGCAUUGCUGCGUGUUGCAAAGAUUCCAGAUGCAACUUGGCGCUCAUAGAAAACGACAGCAGCUGCUUUCUCUUCAACUGCUUAUAUAAGCAUGAAUAUGUCUGUCGAUUUAUUCAGAAGAAGGGCUUUACAAGUUAUAUACCGGAUUCAUUCUAUGAAUAUUACCUGAACGGCCGCGAAAGUGAAGAGAAGGACAAACCGCCCAUUGCCAAUGCUGGACCGGAUAUGGUGGUCCAGCCAGAUGAGGAGGUCUUGCUGAAUGGCAUUGAGAGUUGGGACGAUAGGAAGAUCAUCGACUACAAAUGGACCCUCAUCAGAGGAGAUGAAUCUGUUCAGAUAGAGAAAACUGAUUUUCCAGAUCAGGUGAAGGUGUCCAAGCUGGUACCUGGGAUGUACAAUUUCCAACUGACAGUGACCGAUUCAGGUCACCAUUCUGAUUCGGCUCAAGUCACUCUUUUGGUUCUCACACCUGAGCAGUCUGAGCGUCACUGUUUGGUCCCUAAAAAGGUGGGACCCUGCCGAGGUGCUUUUCCACGUUGGCAUUAUAACGCUGCAUCCAGCAAGUGUGAGCAGUUCUUCUUUGGCGGGUGUAAAGAGAAUCAAAACAACUAUCUCUCCGAACAGGAGUGUUUGAAUGCCUGUAAAAACACAAUAGUAAUACCUGGAGAAUCGAGAAAACUGCCCAAGGAAGACUGCACUUUGCCAUGUGGAGAAGACAAAUUUAAAUGCUCUAACGGCUGCUGUGUGAAGAAAGAGCUUGAGUGUGAUGAACAGCAGCAAUGCAGCGACGGGUCUGAUGAGGAGAACUGUGAACAAUUGAAUAAUGGCCUGACUCGACUUCUAAGGAUUGAAGUGAAUAAAAAAGCACACUGCACAUAUCCACCUGCUGUGGGCCCAUGCCGAGCCAGUUUUCCUCGUUGGUACUAUGACCCUCUUAAAAAGAAGUGCCAUCGCUUCACCUUUGGUGGCUGUGAUGGCAAUGGGAACAACUUUGAGACAUCUGACAAGUGUAUGGACAACUGCUCGGGUAUCUCAGAAAAUGAUGUGUUUGCCAGUGGAUUGUUUUUAAGGGAAACAGGAGAGGAUCUAGGGGAAAGCCAGUCAGCUUCCGUUGCCCUAGCUGUGGUUUUGGUUGUUGCCGUCUUGGCUGUUGUGGCUGUGUUGGGUUACUGUUUCCUCAAGAACAGGAGAAAAAGCCAUCAGCCUGUGGCCACAAGCAGUCCUCCAGUGGUGUACAGUGACGAUGACCAACAGACGGUCUACAACAGCACCACUUCUAAAGCAUGACAUAAUCUUUUAAAAACUCCAUAAGCCUUAACAUCUUUUUUGCCAAUAUAGUUGAUGCCCAUUAUACACUGCAGUCUGAGGGGCAGACCAACCAACUCAGUUAAGGGUUCCUGACCAUUACAUAACAAAUGUUUGGUCACCGAACCAGGUCUCUUAUCUCAGGUCUUAAUGGUCAAUGUUGUUUAAUAAGGAUUUUUAGAAUUAGUCUAUUAUAUUACAUUAAUAAGACCUGUCUUUGUGACCCAAGAGGAGAAACCACUCUUUAAAUAUAGUCUUCUACCAUCUGAGAAUUUUACAUUCCUGCACUUGACAAAAAAAUAUUGUAACUUUUUUUUUUUUUUUUUUUCUUCUUCUAUAAAGCCAUAUCAUUUAUCAUUAUCUUAGGGAAAUUGAAAUGUCUUGACUUACCUAAGCUAUCUUAAUGUUUCUGUUAUAUUUUAAAUUACAUAUGUUUUAAUGGUGUCAUUGUUUAUAUGUGGAAUUUAAGCUUGUUUGUAUUAUUAGCCCUAUAUACUAGUUCUUAUUGCACUAAAUUUUAAGUGUUUUCCAGAUUUUUUUAAUGCGUUUAUUAAAGAGACCUUAAUGUGAGUGAGUGAUAUUCCAGUUGCUAAACAGGCUUAAACACAGUGGAGAAAAACAAAACAACAUAAAUCUACUUUUGAUACAAAACCUUGUUUUGUGUUUCUCAAUAUAGGUCGAUAGUGUCAAAUAAUGAUUGAACUAUAUCGAAUAUUUUUUGUGGGUGGGUCUUGUUUCUGUUUGGCCCAAGGAACGCAAAACGAAGAUCUUUCACAUGAGAGCGUUGCAGCCUGAUAUGUCAAGCACCCCCCUUGAGGAAAAUAUCUUCAUCAUACGUAUUUCCGUGAUUGCCCACUAGAGGGGAGAAUUUGUUUUGGAAUUUUUUUUU